This is a messenger RNA of Scylla paramamosain (green mud crab), 6808 nucleotides long. Its product is annotated as cubilin-like. Bases 1034 to 4162 code for a protein of 1042 amino acids. Lineage: Eukaryota; Metazoa; Arthropoda; Malacostraca; Decapoda; Portunidae. Gene Ontology annotation, molecular function: protein binding. The transcript is spliced from 22 exons. The record is from RefSeq and is a predicted model, not a curated record. Gene Ontology annotation, cellular component: plasma membrane.
CCUAGCUCAGUGAUCGGAGAGACGCCGGGGGAGGUGAACGUUUCGCGCUCUCUCCCUCUUCCCUGUAGUGAAUCAUCUUUUUUUUUAGUUCCCUCGUAAAGAAACUGGUGGGCGGAACAGCUGGGCCCUUCCCCUGCGUGUGGACCGUCGUCUCCUGCAGCGGCGUGUGUGUGGUGUUGCUGCAAGGAGACCAGUGGUUGGCUCCUCCCGCCCAGGCCGAGGGAUGCCCCUGAGCAGCAGCAGCAGCAGCAGCAGCAGCAGCAGCAGCAGCAGCGCCAGCAGGAGCACCUCUUAGUGACCUCCUCGACCGCCGGCCAUAGCAAACCACAUCGCUGAAUCUGAGAGCCUCACACACACACACUCACGCACACACACACACACACACACACACACACACACACACACACACACACACACACACACACACACACACACACUGACACACACAAACACUGACACACACAUACAUUACACACACACACACACACACACACACACACACACACACACACACACACACACACUAACACUGACACAUACAUACACUAACACAUACACUAACACACACACACACACACACACACACACACACACACACAGACACCCCGUACUGUAACCGUGGAUUGUGCUCGCUGUGGUAGUGGUGGUGGUGAGUGUGGUGCCAUUGGUGUGGUGACUGUGAGCUACUACGGCGCAGGAGGAGGAGUGGUUGCUGUGUUCCCAGGAGUAGGGGCGGAGGCGGCGGCGGCGGCUGCGGCGGCAAGGGGAGGAACCAGGUGAUGGGCGCCGCCGUGUGAGGUGACUGCUUCCUCCCCCUCACCCACCACUCACUGCGGGCACACAUUGGACAAGAGCGCCCACCACGAAGCCCUCCUCCUCCUCCUCUUCCUCCUCCUCCUCUUUCUCCUCCUCCUCCUCCUCCCCCAGCAUCCACUCUGCCACCCCUUGAAGGUCCGCUAGUCACUGCUCCACUGCUCUGCCUCGCCAUGGUGUUGUGCUGCAUGGCGUAGGUAAGAAUCAAGUUCUUGGAAGGAUGUGGUGGUGGUGGGUUAUUGGCUGUCCAGUGUUGACGUGUGCUCUGAAUGUUAACGACGAACCAUCACAAGAGUAUAAGAACAAACUAGCACGUCGUGGUCUUACGUGUCGCGGCUCCGUGAUGGCAGGCGAUGCAGGGCCCUCAUCCCGCCGACACCAUGACGCCCUAGGAGGAAUGCCCAGGCCCCGGCACCUCUCCUCCUCCUCUCCCUCCUCCUCUUCCUCCUCCUUAUCCUCAUCCUCCUCCUCUUCCUCCUCGUCGUCCUCAUCCUCCUGUUCCUACCACUCCUGUUCCUUUUCCUCCUCCUCGUCCUCCUCCUCAGCAAGGACCCUCUUCCUCGUCCUUCUCUCCCUCUCCUCUUUCUUCGCAAGUCUGCAGCCCUGCGCCGCUAUUAAUGAUCGGCUUGUGUCUAGCGUCGACGUGGGGCGGGACGAGUCAGACCUCCAGGACAACUUUCCCACCAAGGAACCAACCGUGGCUGAGUCUCGUCUGCCGCCUUCAUUACCCUUCGGUGCUUCAUUCAUUGUUAUAGAGUGUGAUCGGAAGAUAGUGAGCAGCGAGAACGGGCUGGGCGAGGGCAAGUUCGAGGCGCCAGAGCUGGAUAACCCUGAAGGACACGGGCGCCAGUGCCUCUAUACCUUCGUGGCGGGACCCGGCGAGCGCGUGCAGAUCCGCUUCAACAGGUUCAGCCUCCGUGGGACACCGCCAGACGGAUCAACUCUCGGAUUGAGCCCGGCGUGCAAUCAUGAGUACCUGGACAUCUACACGGAGAUCAAGGACCCGACGAAGGAGGACCUGCUCAACACGCCAUUCGGAGGAAGGUACUGUGGAGGCAUCUCUCCGCGCCUCCGCAUCUCCCUCUACAACACCGUGGUCAUCAGCUUCUACACGGACUUCGCCAACACUUCCACCAGUCUCUUCCACGGCACCUACAAGUUCAUCAAUGAGUCCAGGUACAUAUCGGGAGACCUGCAGCUGGGCACUCUCUGCGGCUACGUGAUUCACUCAGAGAUGCAGAGGAAUGGCCAGUUCAUGACGCUCACGUACCCCGGUGCCUACCCGAAGAACAUCACUUGCUACUACAAGUUCAUCGGCAAGAAGGGACAGCGCAUCAGACUGGAGUUCCGCGACUUCGACCUCUUCUACGGCGGCCCUCACUGUCCAUUUGAUCAAGUAAAGAUCUAUGAUGGGUCGAGCCAAGUGUCUUCGCUUAUUGGCACAUAUUGUGGUCAGCAGCGAAAUUUGGUCAUCUUCAGCACAUCCAGCUCCCUCCUGCUCACCUUCAACACACUCGAUCGAAUUGCUGACACCCAGAACAGAGGCUUCCAGGGGAUAUUCAACUUUUCUGAAAGUUACGUUAAUUUAGCUUUCAUCAAUGCCUCUGACUCUGAACACAUCCGGGGAACAGAAUGUGACCAGCGCAUCCUUAGUAAAAAGGAAUCAAAUGGCACAGUGUACAGCCCUAACUAUCCCUUCCCCUACCCUCCUAAUAUCGUCUGUAGGUACUUCAUCUAUGGGCUCCAAGAUGCCCAAAAUUUGGAAAGAGUAAGACUUCAGUUUUUCGAGAAUUUUGACAUACCAGCCGAGCCAAAAGGAGAUAAAAACUGUUCAGAUGGCUACCUGAGGAUAUACCUGAAGGGCCAGGAGACAGAAAAUGCAUAUGACAAUCCUGACCAUGAAGUGUGUGGGAAGACUCUGCCUCAAACAGUGGUAUCUUCAGGGCCCAGGCUUGUCAUGGUUUUCAGUUCAGGAAAAUACCAGGGUGGAAGAUUCAAAGCACAUUACAAAUUUGAAACAGAAUACAAGAUCCCUGGCACACCAUCCCCAGAUGGUAAGUGCAUCUUCACAUACUACAGCUCCAGCCGCAAAGAAGGGACCUUCAAUUCCCCUCGGCACCCGGCUAACUACCCGUCCAGCACCACCUGCGAGUAUACCUUCCAGGCCAACCCUGAUGAGCAGGUUCGGCUGGCAUUUUAUACAUUUGAGCUGCGUAGUGAGAAGAAUAAUUUGACUUAUGGAAACCACUGUCAAGAAGACUGGGUGGAGAUUUACAAUGUAUACCGACCAGAGGGAUCCAUGGAGGAGCGGCAGAGGCUCAAUGGGCGGUACUGUGGUCAGGCAGCACCAGGUCCCAUUGAGAGUGAGAUGGAGGCUGUAGGUCUGCGGGUGGUCCUCAGAACAGACAGCAAGCAUGUACACAGUGGCUUCCAAGCAAUAUAUCAAUUCAAGAAGAAGGAUAUGCUGUUUCGAGACUGUGGUGGCAACAUCACCAAUGAAGAGUAUGGCAUCAUCCGCUCCCCUCACUGGCCCAACAAGUAUGAUGGCCCAGACCCUGACCGUCAAGGGGGAGCAUUUUCUUGUACUUGGUUCAUCCAUGUUCGGCCAUAUCACAAAGUAUUACUCUGGCUUCAGUCAUUUUCUGUUGAGGGAAAUCCAGCUGAGAGAGGCUGUCCUGCUGCCGUGGUACGAGUUUGGCCAGACCUCGAUAAAGUGCCAAUUGAGUUGUGUGGGGAAGGAUUGACUGAUGAUGCUUCUCUAAUUAUCUCCAAGUCAUCCCUUGUGAGGGUAGCCUUUCUCACAGCUGACAGGGCUGUGGGAGCAAAGGGAUUUGAAGGAAUAUGGACAGAAAUUCAGGACAGUCCCAAGUGUGAACAGUUCCUCUGCUCAAAAAAUAACUUCUGCAUAUCCAAAAAUCUGCGGUGUAAUGGUGUACUAAACUGUGGAGUGGGAGACGUCUCUGAUGAGGACAACUGCAUAAAGGACCCAGUGGUGAACGUGCUGAUGCUGGUUGGGGUCGGGCUUGGCAUCUCAUCAGUGCUGCUCAUCGUUGUCUGCAUCUGGUGCCACCGCAAGCACGUGAAGCGGCGGGAGGAGGGAGCGUUGCCUCACCACGUGCACGUGUGUGAGCGCGGCGCACGCUUUGCCUCAGUGGACAGUGUAGGCCACAGCGCUCUGCUUGAUCUGUCACAACAAGCCUUUGGGUAUCUGCGCUUGACCCCUCAUAUCAGCCUUCUACCCAGCUUUCAUGCCACUCUCCAGGGUGAUCGCAAUCUGUCUCCCGUCCUGGGUGCCCGUCAGGCCCAUCACCUGAGCCGCACCUCGCUUCGCACCGAGACAGUUGUCUGAGACUACGCCCAGCACCACCCUCCCUGUGGGCUGAUUCCCCCAGGCGGUGGUGCUGAGGAAUCGCGAACACCCACUCCAACAGCCUCAUCACACCAUGGGCUCCUGAUGUACUGAAUCAGGACACACUCCCAAGAUAUCUUGAUGGCCAUUUUAAGAAUCCAAGAUAGAUUGGCUCACAUACUAUUACAUGCAGAAGAUAACAGAGAAAGAGAUAAUGCUCACCUCAACUUACUUGACUGGUGAAGUACUUGUUAUGGUGAUCUUGUGUUGUUAUUUUCAGUAAUGUGAUAUAUAUAUAUAUAUAUAUAUAUAUAUAUAUAUAUAUAUAUAUAUAUAUAUAUAUAUAUAUAUAUAUAUAUAUAUAUAUAUAUAUAUAUAUAUAUAUAAUUGAUAAACAGAAAAGUUUGGAAACUUGUAGAGACUAAGUUGUUAUGACUUUGAUAUCUAUUGUUUUUGGUGACAAAAUAUCGUUGGAAAUAAGUGAGAGUUCUCGUACCUCUAUUUUUAUGAGAAGUGACUCGUGCAACACUGGAGCUGCUGUGCUGCGCCCCGCUGCAAGAGCUUCUCACAGGUGCUAACAUGAGUGGUGCAGCUACCGUCUGUGGUCAUGCAAGGGCAAUCAGUAAUUUUAUUGUGCUAACAUAGGUUAACAUCAAGCUUAUUAGCAAACACCCGUAACACUAUUAAAACAAAGAAAAGUUAGUACACUGGGUUUUCUAAUGAACACAUUUUUAAUAGAUUUUUUUAAUGAAAGUACAGAUCUAGCAAAUGAUUUAUAAGAAAAUAUGCAGCCCCUGUAGAAUGCAGGAGACUACAAGAAUUUUAUUACUUGAUAGAAAGUGUUAGUUCACAUUGUUAUGUUUCAGUGAUAAAAGAAUUGAUUGCUUGUGAACUUCAUCACAAAUACUUCCUAAGCCACUCAUUGUGAGAAAGACAUUGCAUAUGCAUAAAAAUGCUACCUGGAGGCAUGUAUUAUUAUGGUGCUCAACAGGUCACCAUCAACACUACUGUAAGACGUGUGCUCAAUAUCAGAUAGGAUAAGAGACAGUCUAGUUGUUGUGAUGUUGAGAUUAUUUGUUCCAAUCCUAUUUCUUGCUCAUAUACUGAUGUUCUGAGACCUGUUACCCUUUCUGCACAUCUGUUCCAUCUGUGCUUUUUGCAGUAGUGAGGCAUGGUAGUUCCUCUUUGCUUCUAGACUCACCUUUAUCCCAUUUAUGAAAAAAAAACAUAACAAAAAAAGGCUUUAUGCCUCACUACUUGUUUAGAUCUAGUUACAAUUUUGUUAUGAAUUAUAAUCUUAUAGCAUCAUUUGUGAUUGGCUCCAUUAAUUUAACUGUUCAUACAAUUCUCUAUUUAACUCAUUUUGUAGCUAUUAAAAGUAAGUGGUAUCUCUUCAUUGAUUGGUCACAUCUACCAUCAAAGAGAAUCACCACUCUUAGGACAUUUCUAAUUCCACAUUAGCUUCAGUUCCUGGAGUUUCCACACUACAGUCUUAAUCCUGGCUGAGUCAGGUGGCCAGCUUGUGUCAGAAGCUGCUGGUAUAAUUAUUAUGGUCUUCCCCCUGACAUGGAAUCACGUGAGCAAGGAUAACUUAUUUGAUUCCUGGCCCAGGUCUUCACAAACAUAAAGCGGGUUUAUCGGUGUAAGUGGCACAAAUGUGGACUGGCUGCUGUGUGGUAUCAACCAGAACAUUGAUACGAACAAUAUUGGGUAUCAUGAAGUGUAAUGGUGUACAGCCCCAGGAAGUGGCUGUUAGUACACUCUGGCAUGUGAAGCAAAGAAAUGUAUCUGUUGCGCAUUGUUCUACAUGUCUGUCUCUUUGUUCUCGUUGAGUGUUACGUUGGGAAACAUACAUAUGACUCCCAAACUGAUCAAAAUUAUCACAAACUAAAGAAGAUGAAAAUGCUUAUGCAGAGGCAUCCCUUAAAUCAUAAACCACACUGAGACAAAUGACAAAGGUAGUUGCCCCUCUCUAUGAUUCCUUUGUAAAAUACAUUACUGGAAGUCUCCACUGGACACUAAUCAUUUUCAGGUCAUUUAUGUAAUUUACCCCCAAAUUUACACAUUAGAAAUCCCUCUUGAGUGCAUCCAUAGUUUACAGUCUGGAUAUAGUCUUGGGAGGCAUUUUUUUUAUGAUGUUGAUGGGGAAAAGUGACAUAAACAACCGUAAAAUGAAGGAAGCAAAAAGUGGACUCGCUGUACAUAUGCAUUGAGUGCUUGGGUCACUCAGGUCCCGAAGUAGAGGCGCCCUUGUGUGCUUAUUGCCGCCGCGCCCUGCCUUGGAACGCUUGGGAGGUGUGAUUCUUCAAUGACAGGACAAUGCAAUUUCUUACUUUGACAGCCACAGUUUUCAUAAUGUUUUUCAGAUAAUUUUAGCACAUGCUUGGUGAUUAUUAUUAUUAUUGUUAUUAUUAUUAUUAUUUUAUUUAUUUAUUUAUUUUUUAUUUUUUGGAAUGUUAUACAAAGCUUUUAUGAUGUACUGCUGACUGAGUGUAUGUGCGAGUGUAUAUACAGCAACAACCAACUGCCCUGGUGUUUCCCAGCUUAAUCAUAGCUGUGUUACACUCAUGUAAGAUAUGUAAUGAUCAAUCUGUCUCAGUAUAUCUCAUAGUAUCAAAUAAAAAAGUUUCCAGAUUCCUUUCUAAA